GGGUAUAGCCUGGAGAUUUCCUAAGGAUUUGGGGACCCUGCCUUGCAGUCACGUCUAAGCCUGUGCAAAGCAGUUCCUGAGGGGUGGGGACCCCUCGCUAGGGCAGCGGGCUAGAACCUUCCCCACCCACUGAUGGCGCCAUCCAGCCUCAUUGAAGCGGCCAGGGUUCCACUUGGGCUUUGUACAAGUCAUAUUCUUCGGGACUGCUUGUAGGAAGACACGCAGUUUCCAUUUUCAGAAAUUAGUCAACCCUAACACCAAGUAUUGCCUCGGGUCGAAUUUGGGACGGGAGCGCGUGUCAUUGCAGUGGAUACCUGGUCAGAGAUUAGUGACUUAUACCGGGAAACGCCAGAAUGGAGGUGUCAAUGCCCCUGCCUCAGAUAUAUGUAGAAAAAACCCUAGCUCUUAUCAAGCCAGACAUUGUUGACAAAGAAGAGGAGAUACGCGACAUUAUUCUCAGAUCUGGAUUCACCAUCAUUCAGAGACGAAAACUACAUCUGAGCCCUGAGCACUGUAGUAACUUUUACGUGGAACAGUAUGGGAAACUGUUUUUCCCAAACUUAACAGCUUAUAUGAGCUCUGGACCUCUUGUUGCUAUGGUACUAGCCAGACAUAACGCCAUCUCUUACUGGAAAGAUCUUCUGGGGCCACCUAAUAGUUUAGUAGCCAAGGAGACACACCCAGACAGUCUAAGGGCGAUUUACGGUACGGAUGAGCUACGGAAUGCCCUUCAUGGGAGCAACGACUUUGCUGCCUCGGAAAGAGAAAUUCGGUUCAUGUUCCCAGAAGUGAUUAUUGAACCCAUUCCAAUUGGACAAGCUGCUAAGGACUAUUUAAAUUUGUACGUGACGCCAACCCUGCUUCAAGGCCUCACGGAACUCUGUAAGCAGAAGCCAGAAGACCCUUAUGGUUGGCUAGCUGAUUGGCUGCUGAAAAAUAAUCCCAACAAACCUAAACUGUGUCAUUUUCCAAUACCAGAGGAGCCUUAGUGUGCUGGUGGGACAGGCGGCGAGUUAUCUCCCUGUGAAAAGCUGCGCAUCUACUUUUAAAAAGACACCUCCUUCCUAGUGGUUCAAGUAAUUACAUGUGUAAUA
Messenger RNA from Microtus oregoni (creeping vole), 1094 nucleotides. RefSeq names its product nucleoside diphosphate kinase homolog 5. Bases 354 to 989 code for a protein of 211 amino acids. The record is from RefSeq and is a predicted model, not a curated record. Lineage: Eukaryota; Metazoa; Chordata; Mammalia; Rodentia; Cricetidae. Gene Ontology annotation, molecular function: nucleoside diphosphate kinase activity. The transcript has 5 exons. Gene Ontology annotation, biological process: negative regulation of oxidative stress-induced intrinsic apoptotic signaling pathway; GTP biosynthetic process; CTP biosynthetic process.